AUGUAUGUGACGUCUAAGGACUUGAUACGGAGCAACACCAUUGAUAACCCUUACUCUGACGAGGCGAUGUAUGGCCCUAUCGCGCCACGCCAUCCCGAUUUCGGCAAGCCCGCAGGACAAGGUAUGUCGCGUGAAUUGUGUCUCACUGCAGACGACCCCAACAAGCCUGAUAUCCUGCUAGGUUUCGCAAAAGAACACGCGAAAUGGUCGCCUGUAUCUGCGAUCGGGUUCGAAUACGACCCGCACAAUGCACUGCGCCACACCACGCUUUGGUACGAGCACGAUCCAAAGAAAGAAUGGCCGGAGAGCAAAAAUGCGCGCGAGGAGGAACUGCCGCUUGAAGGCGCGCCGUUCGAUCCCAACCGCAAGGCGAAUCGGUUUUACUUUGACGUAGAGUCAGUCGGUAAUUUGCACCCUGCCGAAAUUGUGGAGACGGGCCUCUCUCUAAUGGAGUACCGCACAGCACAGAUUGUGCAGGAGCUCGGAAUGCUCUACCAGCCUAUGGGUGCACCAGAAGGUGGCGCCUACGACGCCUUGGGCGCGCCCGCUGGGGCCGAAACGUACGCAUAA
Messenger RNA from Malassezia vespertilionis, 570 nucleotides. It is a transcript of the gene rpb3, whose product is annotated as RNA polymerase II subunit 3. Bases 1 to 570 code for a protein of 189 amino acids. The transcript has 3 exons. The record is from RefSeq and is a predicted model, not a curated record. Gene Ontology annotation, cellular component: RNA polymerase II, core complex. Lineage: Eukaryota; Fungi; Basidiomycota; Malasseziomycetes; Malasseziales; Malasseziaceae. Gene Ontology annotation, biological process: DNA-templated transcription. Gene Ontology annotation, molecular function: DNA-directed RNA polymerase activity; protein dimerization activity.